This is a messenger RNA of Exophiala xenobiotica, 1621 nucleotides long. RefSeq lists its product as uncharacterized. Lineage: Eukaryota; Fungi; Ascomycota; Eurotiomycetes; Chaetothyriales; Herpotrichiellaceae. The record is from RefSeq and is a predicted model, not a curated record. The transcript is spliced from 2 exons. Bases 99 to 803 code for a protein of 234 amino acids. Gene Ontology annotation, molecular function: transmembrane protein transporter activity. Gene Ontology annotation, cellular component: TIM23 mitochondrial import inner membrane translocase complex; mitochondrial inner membrane. Gene Ontology annotation, biological process: protein import into mitochondrial matrix.
UGGCACCUUUCAUUGCGCGACACAUUCACGGCUGCCACUGCGCCACCUAAUCGAUCCCUUUACCUCUAUCUGCCAAUCCUCCAUACCUCCAUCUCACAAUGUCUGUCUGGGAUGCCUUCAGCGGCAGAAGGAAACAGCAGCCGGAGCCGCAUGGAAACGAUUCCAUGCCUGCGCCUUCAGCUGGCGGCUUCGCAUCAUCGCCUUUCGAUCCCUCUGUCGCAACAACAGAUGUCUCGUCACUCUUAGGAGCCGCAUCUCUUCCCGAUGCCUCGAAAUUACACCCCCUUGCUGGCUUGAAUCAACAGACGCUCGACUACCUCUCCUUAGAUGAAUCAGCAUUAUCAGAUCUUCCAGGCUCUCGGUCGAUAUUGCCCUCCCGCGGCUGGUCGGACGACCUGUGUUACGGAACAGGAGUCGUAUAUCUCACAGCUUUGACUACUGGCGGCACCUGGGGAUUAAUAGAAGGCUUGAAUCGCACGCCGGCGUCGGCCCCUCCGAAAUUACGGUUAAACAGUGUCUUGAACAGCAUCACCAGAAGAGGACCUUUUCUUGGUAACUCUGCCGGUGUGGUUGCGAUGGUUUACAACGGUAUUAACUCCACGAUUGGCUACUAUCGGGGGAAGCAUGAUGCUGCAAACAGCAUAGUGGCCGGCGCCUUGAGCGGAGCCAUCUUCAAGAGCACAAGAGGCGUGAAGCCAAUGUUGAUUUCGAGUGGAAUUGUCGCCUCAAUUGCAGGUGCAUGGGCAUUGACCCGUAAAGUCCUGUUCGAGCCUCCCGAAGAGACCCAAAAGGCCAACCUAUAAUUCCGCAAACAUCAUAAACGAGGCGGAGAACAAGCGCACCGACACGUAUCCGGCAGUUCUGUGUCAUUUAUCCUCAUGCUCACCACAUGUUUUGUACAAAAUUCUCGAUGUCUUUUCAAGGGCCCCAUGCUCUUAUGAGGCGCCCUUUUCACCCAAUUGCGCGCUUUACCUUCGGAUCUUCACUCAGGAUGUGAUUAGCAUAGCGGGGUUUGGAUUAAGUCCACGGCGUCCGGUGAGGGUGUAUAUGAUAGAACUCGACACAGAAGGUCAAGAAUGCGACACUAUGACAUUGGCGACUGGAGCCAGGAGACCGAAGGAACACGCGGCUGGCCAGCAGGCUGAGUCCCGACUGGAGGCUUUCUCGAGUUUCUUACGGCAACGCCAACUAAUACAAAAUCAAGAGCUUUGGCUACAGUCCACUGUGCCAGCGCUAUGUUCGGGGUUGAUGAAUGAGUUAGACAAUGAAUUCAUUCUACGAACCUUCCUACGCGCAACGCCUUUUUCCCAGGUAGAGCCAACCUCAAUUAUUUAUACAGACUAAGUUGAGGACCGUUCGGGAUUACAGCAUAGUCCGACGCCAUGCCUUUGCAGCCAGCGCCUCGAUCAACUGAGUGUCUACCACUCCCUUCGUCGAGUCAUCCGCAAUGGCUUCGACCACAGCAUCGGCCACCAAAUCUGCCUUCAGCGGCUUUUCCACAGCAGCACCAAAUAUCCGAGUUAGGUUGCCUCCCACCAAACUGUUCACGGUGCUUCCUACCAUCCCAGACGCCGCUAUAGGUAGCGUGAACUUUCUGCUGCUGUCGUAUAGGAAUCCUGGC